UUCUCAAGGAUGACGCAGUGGAUGAGCUUCGUCCUCCUGGUCGUUGCGAUGACGAUCGUCGCGACAGAGUCCAGGGCUAUACCAGCUGAACCCAUUUCAGUGAUGUUGAACCCUUACGGGAACCCCAUAGUGUUCCUCCGGGAGAAGAGGACGGCCGUGCACCCCUAUCCCCAUAGGGCGAUGAUGUUCACCGGCUACUAUAGACCAGUGCGUCGCUCGGGACACGAUGGCCAGGCGACAGGUGUGUUUGCACAAGGGAAUGCAGUGAGCGGUGAAGCUGCCUUCUUCGGUGGCAUGCAGACACCACACUUGAGGAACGGUCCAGAGCCAAUCGAGGAACAGGAAGUGUCCAGCGCGGAGGCCCAAGCGGCUCCAGCGGCUCCAGCCCCCGAGGAGUCCUACGGCCAAGACAAUCAGACCCCCCUGCAACAGGAUCACGGGUAUCAACUGAAUGAAAAUCACCCUCAGAGUGGUCAAUAUCCUCAGGAGGAGCCACAUUAUCCACAAGAAGAACACCACCACAGCGACGAGGAUCAAAAUCACCACAAGCAAGGCGGUUUGCCCCCUCAGGAGCAGCCGGAAGCUCAGCCAGCCCCAUCGCUGACCACCGAAGCGACUCUUCUAAACCCUCCUAACGCAGAAGCGCCUGGAAACCGUCCAAAAGUGAAUCGCGGGAAGAAGACCAAGAAGCCUCCAGUGGUGGUCGAAGAGGACGACGACGACGACAACGACGAAGACGAAGAGGACGACGACGACGAGCCUACAGUUCCUUUUGUGCCGUUCAAAGGCAACCGUCGCCGACAGAACUACCCUAAUUUGAACAAUUAUUUCCCGAUGGUGUUCAGUUUCCCCGGAGUGUCGACGCGAGCUGGAUCAUCGGGAUCUCCUCCAGGCGCUGUCACAGCGAUCGCUAAUAGCUAUUCCACUGGAAAGGGAGGCGUUGCCAGUUCGGUGGCUACGGCUUACGGAGGAUCUCCCAAUGGGAAAAAAAAGCGCCCGCAAGUAUCGGAGGAUUAAAUCUUCAGCUGGUUGAUCAGUUUUGCGUCCAGAUCUAAACAGCCAUCCAUUAUUAGAUCCAUAUUCCACACGCAACAUUAAACGCAGACUGAACUGACGUUCCAGGGACCCUUUGAUUUCGACGUGAUCGACGCCUGGUCCCAAGAAGAAUCAAGAUGGACGUUCAUAAAAUUCAAGCCAAUUCGCGUUCCUGCCAAUGUAGUUUCCAGAAUAAGAGAUCCCGUCCAACGAUACUGCAUGGAGCUGUAAAGAU
Messenger RNA from Colletes gigas, 1270 nucleotides. RefSeq lists its product as uncharacterized. NCBI's taxonomy places the organism in Eukaryota, Metazoa, Arthropoda, Insecta, Hymenoptera, Colletidae. The transcript has 4 exons. The coding region runs from base 10 to 1017 and encodes 335 amino acids. The record is from RefSeq and is a predicted model, not a curated record.